AUGCGGCUACACACGCGAAUUGGAGCCUCGGUAUGUCUAACGGUGUUCUCGCUGCUGUCCAUCACCCUGCUGCUCCCCAGCUCGCGCGUCUCGACCCAGCUGCAGAAGAUCACUCUGGUGUCUUCGAUCGACAAAUAUGCGAGCAGGUUGUGGAACUGGGGCUCGGACGAUGAUUUCGAGGAUAGGUUUCGGAUAGUCACGUUUGGGGACUCAUGGGUGGAUAGCCUUGAUGAGGGCGCGGGCGGAAGGGGGGGAACCUGGGUGGACGUGCUGUGUGGAGAGAUCAACUGCACAUCUCAUCUGAAUUUCGCCGCCUCGCAGCCCCCCUCAUCCUAUCCAGCCUCGCCGCCGACGGGGGCCAUAACCUCCAACCAGGUCUAUAUCUCGUCCCUGAACUCCUCCGCGCAACCUCCCGAAAGCCCGGUCUCCAACCUGCUUCCUGACCUCGCAACUCAGAUCCAGGAGUUCAUCGCACUGCCCCAGUCGCGAUCACCACGAGAGACCAUCUUCGUAGUGUCCUUCGGUUUCUGGGAUAUCUAUCAUUUCGCAGGUUUGAGCUACACCCUGGGUCAGAACGCGACAGAGACGACGGUCAACGAGCUCUUCACGCAGCUCAACAUCCUGUACAACCACUAUGCGCGACAGGCAGCAAAUUUGACUGCGAGCGGUCUUCCCGCAAAUGCGACUGGUGGUAUAAAUCCGAGCCCUGCACCAUUCCGCCUCGUGAUCCCGAAGCUCUUCGACCCGACCCUAGUCCCGGGCUGGCUCUCUCAGAGACCGGUGCCCCUGGCCCCAUCGAGCGUCUCCGAACAACAGAAGAAUGCGGUCCAUCUAACUAGCCAUUGGAAUCUGUUACUAGAGAACAAGAUGACGACAUGGAUCAAGGAGGAAGAGAGCGAAGUCGAAGGAGACGACGCGCAGACUGCCGAGGGAGAGCAGGCUGAAGCGGACGAGGUCGCCGACCCGAGCGAGGAUCUGGACUGGGAAGAGCCGAUCGCUGUCGAGAAAGAGAUUUUCUACUAUGAUCUCCCCCAAUACCUCCUCGACCUCCUCCUUGAGCACCAGCUCGAAGAGAGCGGACUGACCGACGCCGCUGGCCUCGGGACCGGCGAGAGCCCCUUCGAGAGCGUAUCCGAGCCGUGCGUCCGCGAGGCCGCGCCCGACGACGACGACCCACUCGUCGAUGUCAACGGCCUGCUGGUGUGCAGGGAGCCAGCCGAGUAUCUGUUCUAUGACGGCUUCAACCUUGGACCCGUCGCGAACGAGGCGAUCGGCAAGGAGAUCGGGGCAAUGAUCCGAGAGGGGAAGGACCUGGCGCGGGUGCUGGGUGUAUAA
Molecule: messenger RNA, 1335 nt
Organism: Amorphotheca resinae ATCC 22711
Lineage: Eukaryota; Fungi; Ascomycota; Leotiomycetes; Helotiales; Amorphothecaceae
Exons: 2
Coding region: 1-1335 (444 amino acids)
Source: RefSeq, a predicted model, not a curated record